GCUUUCGUCAGUCUGGAAAAAAUUGUGCUUUGAACCGGUUGCAGAUGAAGUGCUUCGAGAACGAGAUACUUUUGUGUUGACUUCCUUAGUGAAAACCUUUCGGAAUAACUCAAGUACUUUUCUUGUGCGAAUUUCACUCUCUGCAUUCUAUCUUGACGGUGGACAUCGACGAAGAAACUAACGAACACCGAAACGUCGGUAGAAAUGUCGAGUUUCAGUAUCCAAGUAGAUCAGGCUGGCUCUGGGACGAAAAGGAAGUUACUUGAAGAACGUGCGAAGAACGAAGUUUGUGUGAGCUCAGAAAACUGCGGCCAUCCAACAACAAUCGAAGCAGUGUUUUCAAAUGGACAAACUGUUCCUUUUAACACUGCAGCUUUGCAAUUGAUGACAGCAAAGGAUAUUGACAUAAACGAGUCUUGUACUAUCAGAAAUGGUGAAAUUGAAAUUAAAUUUCAAAAUGUCAACAGCAUUUUCAAGGAGAUUUCUGAUACUUAUACGAAUUCCAAUUUAGACUUUUCUGAAUCCAUUGCACCAACGGAACAUCCAGUGGCAGAAAAACACAGUGAUGAUUUUCUUUCGUGGAUUAUAAAUGUUAUAACUGAGGCAUUGUCUAACGCAGCUGAAGUCGAGGACGGCCACAAAACCGGAGGAAAAGAUGAAGAAAUUGCAUGCUCAGGCAAGGUAAACAAACAGCAACAGAAAUCUGACCAUCCAAAAGUCCCUCGUCCGCUAAAUGCAUUCAUGUUCUUUUCGAAUGAAUGGCGUAAGAAGUUGGCUAUCAAACAUCCAGAAGAGAGUAACAAACAAAUCAGCGUGAGACUUGGCGCAAUGUGGAAUACAAUGGAAGGAGUGCAGAAGGACAAGUAUUUUGCCUGCGCACAUCAGGCGGGCGGGGAGCACAAGAAGAAAUAUCCUGAUUACGUCUACAACCCAAAAGAGAUCCGCUUGCAGAAGCGUCUUCGGGAGCAGAAAUUGCGGCGAACAGGACGCCAGUUGCCGAAGCGACGCCUCACCACAGCGCAGGCUUACGGCGCCCUUCUCCUGCCUGCCGAGGAACAUCAAUUGGGAGGUACCACAGGCACACAAGGUGUCGCUGCGUCAAAGGGACAAAAAACGAUGAAAAUGCUGGAAAUGAUGCCCAUUUCUCCAGAGAGCACCGUGCUACCUAUUCCUGUAUCCACAAUACCACCACCGACUACAACAACAACAACUCGCACUGCCCACAAUGCUGGCAACGAAGAACAACAGACGACUGUCGCAUCCCGAAACAAAAGCAGCGACAACCCACCGCCUUCUAACACGCGGCCGAGCACAGCAGAAAAUAUUCCUCUGCCAGAUUUUGGUUCUCCCGAAUUUAACCCUUAUUCUAAAGAAGAAUUUUUGGACGCCACUCAAGAAGAAGGCAUUCAGCAGUUUAUUAACAUUGAGGUUAGUGUCAAUUCUCCUUUGGAUUACAACAAUUAUUUGGGCCCAAUACAGAUUCAUGACAACAUUGAUCAAUGUAAAUGGUGUAGUAAAAUGUGUUCAAGAGAAAAAUCAAGAUGGCUAUUUAACUAUACAGUUAAGAAAUAUCUGAACAUUCGAGCACAUGACGGUUUUGUACGUGUGUAAUUAAUUACGCGUAAU
This is a messenger RNA of Zootermopsis nevadensis, 1626 nucleotides long. Lineage: Eukaryota; Metazoa; Arthropoda; Insecta; Blattodea; Termopsidae. The record is from RefSeq and is a predicted model, not a curated record.